Messenger RNA from Paramecium pentaurelia, 1157 nucleotides. NCBI's taxonomy places the organism in Eukaryota, Ciliophora, Oligohymenophorea, Peniculida, Parameciidae. The record is from the annotation of a GenBank genome assembly.
AUGAUGGCAGGGAUUAUAGAUUUGUGUCCUUUUAUAAAGACUAAUCGAGGAUACGCUUCAAAAUUUAAUAACCUAAUCUAACCACUAUCAUAGAUAUUUAAGGAUGGUAUUUAGAUAUGCUUUUUGAAAAUUUAUAAUAGGAUUGUUAUUUAGAUUCUUUUCGAUUCUUCUUAUUCAAUAAAAUAUUUUAGAAUCUCUUUUGUUUUUUCAAUUUCUUAAAUUCUAUUAAUAAAUCUGUAAGAUCUUUACAGAUCUAGUAUUUGGAUAAUAUAUUUACAUUUAUUCUCUCUAGCAUUAAAUAAUAAUAACAUUUUUAAAUGUUUGUUCCCAAGUUCUUAUGUAAAUGAAAUCAAGUGUGGAGUUCUUCAAUGGAAAAAAGAAAAUGAAAUAAACAUGAUGAAAAUUGUGAAAAGUAUGGCUUUUUGGAAUGGAAAAGUUCUUAAAGAUGUUGGUGGAUACUUCCUUGAUGGAUAAAAAUAGGGAUUUUGGAGGGAAAUAAUUCAUAAUUAUUGGAGGUAAAUUCUAAUAUAAAAUAUUAAAAUAGUUAAGCUGAAGUAUAUGUAAUUGGAGAAUACUAUAAAAACAAUAAAGUUGGGGUAUGGAAAUACAUAUUUCAUAAUAACAUAAUGUUUAUAUUUAUUAAUUAUUUAGUGGCCUUGGAUAAUAUAAUUAUUAAGGUUAAAGAAUUGCAAAGUGGAUAGAGUUGAGUGAUAGAUUUUCGAAGUAAUGAUAACGAUUAAUAUUUUAGUCGAAGUUAAAUUACAUAUAUUGGUGAAUAUUAAAAUGGUUAGAAGAUUGGUUUAUGGGAAAUUUGGUAUAAAGAUUAUGAAACCAAAAGAAAUAAAUAAAUGUAAGAAUUAAUCUAUUCUAUGUUAUAGUGGUGGUGGAUUAUAUGAUAAGAUAAAUUCAAUUAAGAUUGGUAGGUGGAUUGAAAACUGUAAUAAUUUUAGGGAUUGUUCAUAAGUUAUUUAUCAAGGUCAAUACAAAAAUGGUAAAAAGGUUGGUAGAUGGGAUAUUUUAUAUAGAAAUUAAUAGAGUGAAGCAUUUUAAUAGAUGUAAAAUUAUAUUAAUUAAAUAAUAGCAUUUACUUUUUUGGAUAAUUAUAUAUUGAUCUAUAAAUGGAAUCUUAAAUCUAUCAAUUUGAUCAAAAACUUUGA